Oncorhynchus masou masou (cherry salmon) is the source of this 3661-nucleotide messenger RNA. Its product is annotated as cytochrome c oxidase assembly factor 7. The record is from RefSeq and is a predicted model, not a curated record. The coding region runs from base 297 to 986 and encodes 229 amino acids. Gene Ontology annotation, cellular component: mitochondrial intermembrane space. Lineage: Eukaryota; Metazoa; Chordata; Actinopteri; Salmoniformes; Salmonidae. The transcript is spliced from 3 exons. Gene Ontology annotation, molecular function: protein binding.
ACUACGGAAGCCCUUUCGUGCAUAUUACAAAACCACGAAGAAAGUAGCAGGAAUGAGCAUCUCCACCUUUUUUUAUUUCAAACGAAAAUAGAUUAUAAUUCACUGCAUGUCCGUCACAUUGUCCACUAUCAAGGUGAUCUCUAAAUACGCUUAAGUUGUUUUUCAACGGGACCAGACGAGCUCUUUCUUAAAUUGUUACCUCAUCAGUUUAACACCAAGGUCACAAGGAAGUUCUGGGCUUCUCAACACGUGUUGUUUUUAGACAGUGUUUUUUUGGACACUGCACCGUUUGAAUCAUGUCUGGACUCAUAAACUUUGAGGACGAAAAGGAGGUGAAGCAGUAUUUGGAUAACAUAGGUGUGGAAUUCAGCUACCAGUGUUACAGAGAGAAGGACCCUGAAGGGUGUCAAAGGCUUGCUGACUACAUGGAGGGAGUGAAGAAAAACUUUGAGUCUACAGCCCAGGUGCUCAAACACAACUGUGAGACUAAUAAACAUGGUGAAAGCUGCUACAAGCUCGGGGCUUACUAUAUCCAAGGCAAAGGGGGAUUUGCAGAGAAUCUGAAAAUGGCCUACUCCUGCUUCAUGACGGCCUGCAGCAGUGGCGGUAAGAAGUCUGUGGACGCGUGUCACAACGUGGGUCUCCUCGCCCAUGACGGUCGAGCCAUGGAAGCCGGCCCUGACCCGGGGGUGGCUAGGCAGUACUAUGAGAAGGCAUGUACAGGGGGGUUCGCACCCUCCUGCUUCAACCUUAGUGCCAUGUAUAUCGAGGGCUCCCCGAAGCAAAGUAAGGACAUGGGCCUGGCUCUGAGGUAUGCCACAAGAGCCUGUGAGCUAGGACACGUCUGGGGUUGUGCCAACGCCAGUCGUAUGUAUAAACUGGGGGACGGGGCGGAGAAGGACGAGAAGAAAGCUGAGGAACUUAAGAACAGGGCGAAAGAGCUUCACUUCCAGGAGAAAGAGCGGCAGCUCAAGUUUGGGGAAUGAAGGGGUUGGUCAGAGGGAAGUCGCUUCAAUAAAUCUUUGUUCCAAAGGGGCAAUUUGUUUUGAAUGAUUGUCCAGGGUCAUGUGGUGCUUCCUCUUGGGCUGUGUGUGUAACCUGACAUGCUACAUAGACAUGACUGCUUAGUGCUGGCCAAAGGUUGAAGAAUUCACGUGUGUGUUUUAACCUGUGUGUGGAUGGUUUAUAUGUUGCUUCGUAAUACAUGUACAUGUAUUUUUUUCUCUAUGGGGGACCGACUCUGUCAAUACGAGAUUGUCCAUCUCGACAUGUACACAUUCUCAGUCCAACACAUCUGCCUGAAAAUUGACAACAACUUGACCUGAUUAAAAUUAGUUCCCGCAAACAGCUCAAUUCAUGUGUCGUCAUUAUAGCUAGGAAUCCAUGAUGGAGAGUAUCUCAUCCUAUAUGGACAGUGAGAAAAGGGUGCCGUUCAUAGUUGAGCUUGUCACAAUGCAGCACUCUGGGAAGUAAAUUGGUUCUGCCACUAGAUGGAGUCAAAGUCAAGGAAAAUGAGUCUGCUAUGGGGUAUGGCAAAUCUACUGUAUUGGUUAAUCAGGGCUGGUGUAGGAGUUUUAUUUUCUUAUCUUUCAUUUGCUCAUCCCCCUCUGUGCUGUGUUCAAAAUAUAAUAAUCAGAUGGGACUGAGUAGAGAGGUAAAAUGUGUGGUAUUACAGCAAAUUUCUUGCUAUUUUGCCAUGAGGCUGAGAGGACAUGUUGCUGUUUUAGAGGUCUGAGAUUCUUAAAAGACAGGACAAUCUGAACUUUUCCCCACAAAUAUGUCUUUAUUAACAACAUUUGAAAUAUUUUUCGAUAGACCAAAGUACCGACAAUCACACCGUGUAAAGGAACAUCUUUUAUUUUAUAUACCAUAAAAGGCAUUUAAUUUGUACAAUUAUUGUCCAAGUGUUUAAAGGCCUUGGUUGUUUAAUUCUAAUGUGAUUAUUCUGAUAUGUAAUACAGUUUUCUAAACUUAUUUUUGUUUUGUUUUAUAGCACUAAUUGCUCUAGGGCUAAUUUUGUUUGCAAUUUGCCAUGUUUUUCUAGUUUUAGAACAUAAAACAACAUAAAGCAAACUUUAUCCCAUGUGUAGCACACCAAAUACAUCAAUUGUUUACGCAUAUGUUAACAAACUGUGAUUACAUUUUUUUUUUUUGGAAUAUUGACCAAAAAAUAUGUACUCUAUCGGUGACGGAGUUGACAACCAAUACUCAAAACAGACAUUUUUGCCUCUAAAACUAAAAGCUCAAUACAAACAUUUGUAAAAUAUGGAGAAUUAUUCAUUUAAAAAUCUCCAAUUAAAAACAACCAUUCUAUCAGAUCUUUCAGCACUCUGACAGAGUUGACAACUGUUUCAUUUUCCUUAAUUUGAGUUUAUUUUAUUUUUACAGGGAUAGUGCACAGUAAUCAACGUUUCAGUAAAAGUGCCGGUUUUAGCUAGCCGGCUAGUUUUCAACCGCAGUCCCUGGGCAGGUUAUCAAAAACAAUUUAAGAAUUGAAGUGGUAUACACAGAAAUGUUGUUUUCUUUGGUUGCUUUAGGAAAACCUAAUUAAGUGUAACAUAUUUUAACCAAAAUUCAUAUUGUAUCUUUAUUACCGAUAUGGAGUUGACAGUUUAUGGUUGUGCCCAUGGUGAUUCCAGUAUUGUUAGUUUUUAAAUCUUUCAAAAAUAGAACACUUUACAGACCAUGAGUGGUCUUGUUGCAUGUCAUGUAUUGACAUGAAUAAGGGGUCCUUAUGGUAUAGCUGACCCUGCUCAUUCCUGAUUAAUUUAGGAUUUUUGACAAAUUUGACAGAGUUGACAGUCUUUUAGGAAUCAGAGUUUUGAGAUAAAUAUUCUAUAAAGUCACAGGGAGCUAUUGCAAGAAACUACAGGAGAUCAUUUUUCAGUUAAUAUCCAUUAUUGGAAUUAAUUAUUUUUUUUAAACACUUUUUGGGAUCUGUUGCCCCGGACAAGAGCAUUUCCAGGUAUGGAGCUGACAUGGAAAUUAAUAAUAUUGAAAGUAUUUUGAAAAUUAAAUAAACUAAUCUUUUCCCUUAUAAAAUGAUCAUAAAUGUACAUUUUACGGUCAAAUAAUGCAACAAAAUAACUAUACAAAUAAAGUUUUCCUGCCGGACAAGGAUUGUUCUGACUUUCAAGAAUCUCUGAGCUAAUUUACUGCUAUUGUACACAUUUUGCCAUGAGACUGAGAGAAAUGUUGCAGUUUUCAAGCUAAUUUCCUGUAAUUCUAAACAUUUAUUUUAUGGCAAAUCAAAUUCUAUUUGUCACAUGCUUUGUAAACAACAGGUGUAGACUAACAGUCAAGUGCUUACUUUCGUACCAUUCCCAAAAAUGCAGAGAGACAAAAAAAUAGAAAGUCAAAAGAUCAAAAAUAAUAAUUUGAGGAAUAAAUAGAAAAUAACACACAGAAUAAAUACACAAUGAGUAAUGAUAACUUUGCUAUAUACUCAGGGUACCAGUAUCGAGUUGAUGCAGUGGUACAACGUACAGUGCCUUCAGAAAGUAUUCACAUCCCUUAAUGUUUUCCACAUAUGUUACAGCCUGAAUUUAAAAAUGUAUUAAAUAGUUGUGUCACUGGCUUACAUCUACAAUACCCCAUAAUGUCAAAGGGGAAUUAUGUUUUUAGAUUUUUUGGGUUAUAAAUUAAUAAAAAAUGAAAAAGC